This is a messenger RNA of Bipolaris victoriae FI3, 597 nucleotides long. RefSeq lists its product as hypothetical. The record is from RefSeq and is a predicted model, not a curated record. The transcript has 5 exons. The coding region runs from base 1 to 597 and encodes 198 amino acids. NCBI's taxonomy places the organism in Eukaryota, Fungi, Ascomycota, Dothideomycetes, Pleosporales, Pleosporaceae.
AUGGUUGAUAAUGCGCUGGCAGAACAUCUCACUGGCUCCGAACUUGGAGAGGUAGUUUUUGUUGGGAUGAAGCGUGGUUGGCUGUCCGCAACUUGGAGCAAAUUACCAGGCCCACCUAGCAGCGCAAUCUCCCAAAAUUCGCUCAUAACAUCCACGUUGUUGCCACGUCAAGCCGGCGCCGAGUCCUGGAGCCAUGACAACGAAGAAGACGACGACGACGCGACGAACAACAAUGACGAUGAUGAUGGUAAAGAAGAAAACAAGGCAACAAAAACAAAAGUCGCCGUGCUCGGAUCCAAGGCUUGUCCACUACUCAGGUACAGAUGCGCAAUAUUGACGGGCGUCAGCGGAAGAUUUGAGAUGCAGGUGGACGGGAAGUCGGCAGAUGUAGACCAGACAGUUGCCGCGGAGGGAUUUGCGACAGGUGGAGAAGCACAGUGGCGGUGCAGUACCAAUAACUAUGUACUCGCAUGCGAAUGCAUUUUGCUGGCGCAGAUCCAUGGAGGCAAUGGAAGCUAUAAGGGACGCCGUUGCGGGCAUUGUGCUCCACAGAUCGUAUUGCCAGCGCCAGAUGGGACAGUGGAUCGUGAGAAAUGA